AUGCACAGGACAAUCAGCCAGCCCGUUGACGUGACCGACUUACCCGCAGAGCCCACCUUCACCGUCCGAAUCUAUAGCGAGGUCAAGAGCAAGGCGAUCUGGCUUGGGUUUGCGGUGGGCCCCACGUGGGAGGACUCCCCGGGCGCAUGGGGCCACGCGUUGGCGAUCAAAGUCGCACCCGCGGGCGCGCAAGUGCGUGCGCCGCGAAUCCCGGCGUUCCGGGGGCCCCGCCCAUCAGCUUGGGGCCAUCGCCCCGCGGCCCCCCCGGCCGAAGCAACCGCGCCGCCGGCCCCUGCCUCAACCAAUCGAGCACGCCCCCCGUCCAGGCCGACUUACCCCAUCGCCGGCUCGGUCCCAUCGGCUUUGCCCUGCAGGCACCUGCGCUUUUCCAACGCUGGUCAAUCAUUCACAUCCUCUUUGAUCCGGGGAAUCGUUUUUCCACUCGAUCAAUCGGCCCACGAUUUCGGCUUAAAGGCUGCCUACAGUUUCUCCCAUUUGAUCAACCCCCAUAUCGGGGCCUGA
Messenger RNA from Puccinia triticina, 522 nucleotides. RefSeq lists its product as uncharacterized. The transcript is spliced from 3 exons. Lineage: Eukaryota; Fungi; Basidiomycota; Pucciniomycetes; Pucciniales; Pucciniaceae. The coding region runs from base 1 to 522 and encodes 173 amino acids. The record is from RefSeq and is a predicted model, not a curated record.